Strongyloides ratti is the source of this 783-nucleotide messenger RNA. RefSeq lists its product as hypothetical. NCBI's taxonomy places the organism in Eukaryota, Metazoa, Nematoda, Chromadorea, Rhabditida, Strongyloididae. The record is from RefSeq and is a predicted model, not a curated record. Bases 1 to 783 code for a protein of 260 amino acids. The transcript is spliced from 3 exons.
AUGUAUGAAGUUAAGAAAUUUUCUAGAGACGCUUUGAAGUGGCGUUUUAAAUCUUCAUUUAAAUCAACUGAAUCUUUGGUAAAAGACUCAUCAAUUGCAUCGGAUAGUCAAGAAACUGUUGGACAAACAUCUGAAGCACAAAUAAAAUCUGUUAAUGAUCUAUCAUGUCAAUUUGAAAAAAUGAAAUUGAGGAGAUUUGUUAAGAAUGAUUGUAUAGGGAGUAAAAGAAAGUUUACAUGUAUCAUGUCGCACAACAACAAAUAUUUAUCUAUGUCACCAGUUUUUGCAAUCAGGAAGAACUAUUCUCAAACACCUGAAAAUUCUAAAACUAGAAAAAAGAAUGUUAAUGAAGUUUCAACCAAUUCUCCAAUUUUUUCCUCCUCAAAACGUAAUAUUAAAACACCUCGUUUAUGUGAUAGUGGUAAUAUUCUUAAAAAACUUAGUGACUCAGCCGAAAAUUCUUUUAAAAGUAGAAAAGUAAGAGUUUCAAGGCUGAAAAAAAAUAGUUCCAGUAUUAAACCAAGAGAUCUUUUUGGAGUGAAAGAAAAUAAAAAUAAAAAAGAGAAUAAUGAUGAAAAUGAAAGUUUUUCAAAAAAUGGGUUUAAUGAUAGUGGUAUUAGUUCAAAUGAUUCUUUUUCUUUUAUUGAAGAUCAGCCUGUUCAAGUUGUAGAAAGAAAACCGACAAAAGUUUUAAAACGAAAACGUGACAAUGAACAAACAUCAUCUAAUUCAAGAAUGAAUCAAAAAGUUGAUCUUGAACAGGAAAAGCGUUCGCGUUUAUAA